AUGCCUCACACUUUAAGGUCGGAAACGCUUCAAGAGCUAGAUAUAGAAGAAAUUAAGGAGACCAAUCCACUACUCAAGUUAGUUCAAGGGCAAAGAAUUGUUCAGGUGCCGGAAUUGGUGCUGGAGUCUGGCGUAGUGAUAAGUAAUUUUCCUAUCGCCUAUAAGACAUGGGGUACGUUGAACAAAGCUGGUGAUAAUGUCCUGGUAAUCAGUCACGCAUUGACCGGAUCUGCAGAUGUUGCAGACUGGUGGGGCCCUCUUCUGGGUAACGACUUAGCAUUCGACCCAUCAAGGUUCUUUAUCAUAUGUUUAAACUCUAUGGGGUCUCCAUACGGCUCUUUCUCACCUUUAACUAUAAAUGAGGAGACCGGUGCCAGAUAUGGUCCCGAGUUCCCCUUGUGCACUGUGCGCGAUGAUGUCAGAGCUCACAGAAUUGUCCUGGAUUCCCUGGGAGUGAAGUCAAUAGCUUGUGUUAUCGGUGGUUCCAUGGGGGGAAUGUUGAGUUUGGAAUGGGCAGCCAUGUACGGUGAGGAAUAUGUGAAGAAUAUGGUUGCGCUAGCGACCUCGGCAAGACACUCUGCUUGGUGUAUAUCGUGGUCAGAAGCUCAAAGACAGUCAAUUUACUCAGACCCUAAUUAUUUGAACGGUUACUACCCAGUGGAAGAGCAACCCGUGGCCGGGCUAUCGGCUGCACGUAUGUCUGCAUUAUUGACGUAUCGAACCAGAAAUAGUUUUGAAAAUAAAUUCUCUAGAAGAUCUCCCUCAAUAGCACAACAACAAAAGGCUCAAAAGGAAGAAACGCGCAAACCUUCCACCGUCAGUGAGCACUCGCUGCAAAUCCAUAACGAUGGCAACAAGGGUAAAGUUAAAAUUGGUACAUCAGGAGAAAAACGUCAAAGCGUAGUAUCUACUGCAUCGUCCUCAGACUCGUUGAACUCGUCAACAUCAAUGACUUCGGUAAGCUCUGUAACGGGUGAAGUGAAGGACAUAAAACCUGCACAGACAUAUUUCUCGGCACAAAGUUAUUUGAGAUACCAAGGUACGAAGUUCAUCAAUAGAUUUGAUGCCAAUUGCUACAUCGCCAUCACACGUAAAUUGGACACGCAUGACCUGGCCAGAGACAGAGUGGAGGACAUCACAAAGGUUCUUUCCGCGAUCGAACAGCCAUCGCUAAUCAUCGGUAUCCAGUCUGACGGGCUGUUUACAUACUCUGAACAAGAAUUUCUGGCUGAGUAUAUACCGAAGUCGCAAUUGGAAAAAAUCGAAUCUCCAGAGGGCCACGAUGCGUUCUUGUUGGAAUUCAAGCUAAUAAACAAACUAAUAGUGAAAUUUUUGAAAACAAACUGUAAGGCCAUCACGAAUGCCAAACCAAUAGCUUGGGGAGGAGACGUUGGUAACGACGAAACAAAAACAUCUGUCUUUGGCGAGGCUGAAGAAGUUACCAAUUGGUAA
Messenger RNA from Saccharomyces kudriavzevii IFO 1802, 1452 nucleotides. It is a transcript of the gene MET2, whose product is annotated as homoserine O-acetyltransferase. Gene Ontology annotation, molecular function: homoserine O-acetyltransferase activity. Gene Ontology annotation, biological process: L-homoserine metabolic process. Bases 1 to 1452 code for a protein of 483 amino acids. The transcript has a single exon. The record is from RefSeq and is a predicted model, not a curated record. Lineage: Eukaryota; Fungi; Ascomycota; Saccharomycetes; Saccharomycetales; Saccharomycetaceae.